AUGACAAAUAAAGGGAAAUUAUCGAAAACUAUUCUGAAAUAUUUUGCAAAUACCAUUGGAUUUUCAUGUCGAAUAACACCACCUCCCAAUACAUCUUUAGAAUUAGAUUAUCUCCUACAUAAUUUCCAUAAAUUGGCUCCAUUAGACAAUUUUCAAACCAUUUCUAAUUCAAAUCAUGGAUUUUUCAUAAAUGCAAUAUAUAGUCCCUGUCGUGAUGAAUCUUGGUUUAAAUUAAUUAAACCUGAUGAAAAUCAUUUAUUUGAAGAAAUCGAUUCUAAAUUCACCAAUACUAUUAAAAAUGAUUUUAUUAAUAAAUUGACCAGUUUAGUGGCUAUUCCUAGAUAUUCAUAUAUUGAAAAUAAUAAAGACUUUCAAAAUUAUAAAUUACAAAUACGAUUUGAUCAUAAUAUACAGAGAUCUAUCGCUAAUUAUAAAGGGAAAUAUAAUUUGACAACUAGUACUGUUGACGAUCCAUUUAUUUCAAUUAUAAACAAUGACAAUGCCAAUGGAACUAAUAAUGAUGAUGAUGACGAGGUACUGAUUGAUUAUGAAAAAUUGAGAGUAAAUCUAAGGCACAAUUUUCAAAAAUUUCAUAAAUUUGAUAAAAUUGAAAUCAUAACCAAUCCAAAUAGAUUAAUAAAUAGAUUGAAAUGA
This is a messenger RNA of Candida albicans SC5314, 654 nucleotides long. RefSeq lists its product as uncharacterized. The transcript has a single exon. The record is from RefSeq and is a predicted model, not a curated record. NCBI's taxonomy places the organism in Eukaryota, Fungi, Ascomycota, Pichiomycetes, Serinales, Debaryomycetaceae. Bases 1 to 654 code for a protein of 217 amino acids.